AUGAGUGGGGUUCAUCGUCACCCGGUGACGUUCUUUCCCCCUGCUGUACACAUGCUAGCCAUUGUGCGUGCUUCUCCCGUAUUUCUCCCCGCGUUUGUAUGGGCCCGCGCUGAUUACCCGAUCUCUCUCAACGGAGGCUCCCUAUUCAAGCCCAUGGCACUUGGUUAUUGCACGGUGGAAGUGGCGCGAAAUAUAUUAAUCAUCGAGGAUCUUCGCAACAGCGUUCAGCACGUCAUCUUUAUUGAUGACCCUGCCUCCAACGGUGUGCCUGCUGUCCCGAUCGAGCGCACUGUUGGUACCAUGGCCGAGCUCGACGUAAAAGCCGGCAAAUCGAAGUACCUCGGUCUUUCCGAGCUGCGCCGUGCAUACGCGGUACACCCGAUCUCCGCACUUCAAGUCGAGUACCCGCUGUUCAUGCUGAUGUUCGAGGACGGGAAGAUCGGCCUCCUAAAGACGGCACUUGGCGAGGGCCUCCAGCAGUCACACUACAUGUGCGCAUGUCCCCCUGUUCUCUCAACUUGA
This is a messenger RNA of Sparassis crispa, 522 nucleotides long. RefSeq lists its product as hypothetical. The transcript has 5 exons. The coding region runs from base 1 to 522 and encodes 173 amino acids. The record is from RefSeq and is a predicted model, not a curated record. Lineage: Eukaryota; Fungi; Basidiomycota; Agaricomycetes; Polyporales; Sparassidaceae.